CCUUUUCAUUUCCUUCAAAUCACCCAUUUAUUUUGCUUCCUCCCUCUCAUUUACUCUCUCUCUCUCUCUGCUUCCUGAUCUUGUUUCCCCUCUUUCUCUCUCCUCUUUAUUGUUUUCUUGAAUGCUCAGGUCACUGUGUACAGUACAUAACAGUCUCAGCUUUGAACGAUAAUAUUGCCACGAAUUCAAAAUUUGAAGAAAGAAAAGAAAAAAAAAAAAAAGAAUUCUUCAAGGGCUGCUCAAAAACAGUACCGAAGCUCUUAAAGGCAGCCCACAAUCUCAAAAUGGUAUCUUUUCUUUGCUUUUGUCCCUUUUUAGUUCUGCUUCACCAGAGUACUUACUGGAAUCCCUUUUUUCCAUAGGGUUUGUUUUUGAACGAGUAAAUGAGGGUGCUACUGGUAUUUAUGAUGCUGAAUUUAAUGUUUUCUGCUUCUAUUGACUGAGUUUCUGAGAACUUUCUUGAGCUCUUUAUUGAACUGAGCUAUGUUUUUUCCCCUCUGCAUUAAUGGAGUUUUGCGUGCUUUAAUUUCAGAGAGAAAUAGCUUUGGGAACAGUAGUUAUCAGUGGUGUAGUUGUGGCAUUCCGUUACAUGUUUUUGGCUCUGUGUGGUGUUUGUUUCUCUUCAAUUCUCGAGUCAUACAACUUGGAGUGACUUAUUAUUAAUCUCUAAUCUGCUCAGCUGUUUCUGAAAGAGUACUUUGACUGUGGUGUUUCGAUUCUUUGAAGGAGUGUAAUUAGUCCUUUGCUUGGUGGUUUCUUCUCUCUCUCUCUCUCUCUCUCUCUCUCUCUCUCUCUCUCUCUCUAUCUCCCUCUCUCUGACUAUGGAUGUUGCUGGAAAAGAUGCCAGUGUUGAGCCUUCUAAUGCAAAUGAUGAUUCUUUAAACUAUCACACGCCUAAUAUGGCUGCAGAGUGGCAAGUUAGUGGGAAUAAUCUAGCUAACACGUCUAUUGGGAUGAUGUCUAUCUGCAAUUCUUUGAUGGAGUCCUCUGCUUGCUCAUCGCCCUCGUUGGUCGAUUCAUUUUGCCCUCCCGUUUGGGACCAUUCGAUAAAUGGACAGAACUUGGGGUAUUGUGAUGUGAAUGAUGCUAGCACUUCGAGUAACCUUGGUUCCGUGAGGGCUGACUUGGGUUGGAAUCCGACUGCAAUGCUGCGAGGGGGUAUGUUCAUGCCGCCCGUUUCUGGGAUGCUGCCUAACUUUCCAGCUGAUUCUGGUUUCAUCGAGAGGGCAGCGAGGUUUUCGUGCUUCAGUGGAGGGAAUUUCGGUGAAAUGAUGAAUCCAUUUGGCGUUCCCGACCCCCUGAAUCCGUUCUCUCGGGGCUUGGGAGUGGUUCACUCCCAGAGGCAUGAAGUGAAUGUGGCCGAGUUAUCCAAAGAGGGUGGUCCGUUGCUGGGGAAGCAGGGGGCUGAAGGGAGCCCUUUCAAGAAUGAGAAGAGGAGCGAGAGUAUUCAUGAUGAGGCGAAGCAGGGAGUUGGGGCGUCGGGUAAUGAGUCUGAUGAGGCCGAGUGUAGUGGCCGUGGCCCUCAAGAGGAGGUUGACUGCGUGACGGGGGAGUCUUCGGGUAAAGGGCUUGGCGCUAAGAAGAGGAAGAGAGGAAGGGGGCAGGAUGCUCAGAAUGAGGAGAACAAUGAAACCCCUACGCAGUCGGCUGAGACAACAAAGGAUGUGGCGGAGAUGAAUCAAAAAGGUGAUCAGAAGACAACGUCGAACAGCAAUCCUGGCGGCAAGCAAGGGAAGCAGGGGUCUCAAGGCUCGGAUCCGCCUAAGGAAGAUUACAUACACGUUAGAGCACGAAGAGGCCAGGCGACCAACAGCCAUAGUCUCGCUGAGAGGGUGAGGAGGGAGAAGAUCAGUGAAAGGAUGAAAUUCCUUCAGGAUCUUGUGCCUGGUUGCAGCAAGGUCACUGGAAAAGCUGUAAUGCUUGAUGAAAUCAUCAAUUAUGUGCAAUCACUACAACGACAAGUUGAGUUCCUAUCGAUGAAGCUUGCGACUGUAAAUCCUCGUUUGGAGUUCAAUAUUGAAGGGUUUCUAACUAAAGAUAUGCUACAAUCUAGAGGUGGUAUGUCGUCGUCACUGGGAUUACUACCAGAUAUGACUAUGCCGUUUCCUCCAAUUCAUGCGCCACAAGCGGGGCUAAUCCAGACAUGUCUUCAGAGCAACUCUGCUGAAGCUCUUCGAAGACCAGUCAAUCUCCAAUCACCUUCGUCUCAAGUAUCCAAUUGGGAGGACGAACUUCACAAUGUGGUGCACAUGGGCUUCAACUCGACUGCUCCUCCCAGUAGCCAGGAUUUAAGCGGCUCUCUACCACCGGGACACAUGAAAGCCGAACCCUGAUCAAUCACCAAUCUCUAUAAUCUAAUAUCUUCUACUGGACGAAGCAAUUGAACGUAUUCACCUAUACCUUAUCCGGAUGCAUAUACUUAUUCCCUGUCUGCCAAUUGCAUAUACUGGAGUCAAAGCCUCUGCCCCAAGUGUAGCAACGGACAAUCACUGCGUAUUCAAGCAUUGCGUGCCGCAGUUCUGCUGCAGAGUCGCCAUCUCCAGCUCCAUCAUGUCGUCAGAUGAGAAUUGUACAUUCUUCACUAAUGCCAGGAGAGAUUGCCGCAGAUGAUAUUGUUAAAAAUCGAGUAUAAAAAUAUGAUGUCUUUGCUCCAAUGUGUUUGGCCUAGUUGAAUGAGUGCCUCAAAAUCGAAUCAAUUAUAUAUUGUGCAUUUUUCCCUUUUCCAGAUUGCA
Salvia miltiorrhiza (redroot sage) is the source of this 2732-nucleotide messenger RNA. Its product is annotated as transcription factor bHLH49. The record is from RefSeq and is a predicted model, not a curated record. Lineage: Eukaryota; Viridiplantae; Streptophyta; Magnoliopsida; Lamiales; Lamiaceae. Bases 822 to 2333 code for a protein of 503 amino acids. Gene Ontology annotation, biological process: regulation of DNA-templated transcription. Gene Ontology annotation, cellular component: nucleus. Gene Ontology annotation, molecular function: protein dimerization activity; DNA-binding transcription factor activity. The transcript is spliced from 9 exons.